AUGUCUAGAAUCUCUUCUAGCUCCUCGCUGCAACUACAAUUCCGUUCCCGAUCGUUGCCGACUGAUGGCACUUGUCGGCUCCGCAGAGACCAUUUCAGCUUGGUGGUCGUAGCGAACCCCGGUGCGGAAGGCGGCCAUGCGGUACAUCUGGACUCGAUGUUGGGCGCGCACUGUGACCAUGUCGAGAAGUUGGUGCGGAGGCUGCUCUCGUACGCCCCGGCGGCCAUCGAUCCAAGCUUUGCCGUGACACAAGAUGGCCUUUCCCAGCGAUUUUCUGAGACUAACUUCGCCUUCACGUCGGCACCGGUCCCUCAACAACCCAACAGCUUCGACUGUGCCAUAUUCGCGCUACAGAAUUUAGAGCUUCUCCUAACGGACCUGACGCUUAUAGAAAAGCUGCGCCUCGGUCAUGACGCGACCAACUUGUACGACCCAUCUGUUGCCUUUCGAAAGAGAGAGGAGCUGCGCGCGUUGGUCUUCAACCUGGUCGGUGUACCCGACCCGGCCGCUCCUCUUGCACCACAAGGAUCGUUUCAAAACUCCUCGGCAAACACGAAGCACAUGAUGUGCUCAUCGUCGCAGCCUUGUCGUCUGCUGCGCAGGCUCUUGCAAAGGAUGAAGAAAUCGGGCGCUGUUUGA
Molecule: messenger RNA, 639 nt
Organism: Klebsormidium nitens
Lineage: Eukaryota; Viridiplantae; Streptophyta; Klebsormidiophyceae; Klebsormidiales; Klebsormidiaceae
Source: the annotation of a GenBank genome assembly